GCGGGGAUUUUGAUGUUUUGUUUGUUUAGAAUCUCCGUAAAAAUCCGCAGAAAGUUCUAAUUCUGAUAUAUUGGACAUCAUAGUCAUACAUUAAAAUAUAAUUAGGAAAAGAAAGACUUGUGAGUUUUAGCAAUGGAAAAACUAAAGAAUUUAAAGAUGGCUUUAAAAACCUGGGAAGCAAAUUUCUUGAAAGAAAAUGGUAGAAAACCAAACAGUGAAGACAUUGGUUUAUCAUCAGAAAACAUCCGAAGUGCUUACUCUAGGUACUAUCAAUUAAAGAAACAGUUAGCCAAUUGCAGUGCAGACCAUUCCUCUAUCAAAGACGAUGAAAAUACUGUAUGGGGUAAAGAGUUCAAUCGAACCCCAGAAAAUAACAGUGAUGGACACAGAAAUAGUUCGUCUGAUGAUCUGAAGGUUAAGCAAGCCAUGUAUUUAGAAAAACUCAGUACCAAAAUGUUCAUCAAUUCUAAACGAUGCGAUGCCAUGAAAAAAAUUGCCAACAAGAAUUUGUUACAACAAAAAUCUGCAAAGAAAGAAGAGAAUUCAAAAAGGGCAAAAACAAAUUGCAAUUUAUCAGACUUGAAUACAUCUGAAAAUGACAUAUCAUUAGCUUCCACCCCUGAGGAAAAAAAUGUUUCUUCUUCAGAAACAGGUGUAGAAAGUUCUGGUACCAAAGUAGUUGAUGAUUCCAGUCCAGAAGAAUCACUGCAACUAAAUCAUUCUGGGUUGUUUAAAAAUGUUUUGAAUAUCUCUUCACGGAAACGAAAUGUUAAAAGUGAUGCAACUGAUUCCUUGGUUAUUCCGAGAUUGAUCCAUGAAACCAAAAAUCAUAAGUUCUCUUUGUCUGCAUCUAUAGCUGAUUACGCUGAUGAGGAAAUUUCCACUGAUCCUGUCUUAAAUAGAGAUUUCAAAGAUAAUGUGAAGACAUCUUUUGAUUCUUUUCCCAAUUCUCAAGAUAAUUCUGAUUCCAAACGUGAGUCCAAUGAUAUGCAAAAUAUAGAUUUUCAGCUGGAUCAUGUUGGUCCAGAACUUAGAACUUCUAAAGAUACACAAAGAAAUAACAAAGAUAACAGUUUUAAUAAAAAUACCAUUCCUGUUAAAUUGGAACUGAAGAGACAGAUGUCUCCUGAAUCCAACAAAGCCAAACGAAGAAAGAUUUCUGUGGAUACUGCACUGAAUACCUCUAUGUCUUGCAGUAACAAUGGGGAAACUACUUCUGUUAAAGACUCUGGACCUUACAGUGUUUGUGAUAAGGACUGUUUUUCCAGUACUGAAAUCAGUAAAGAAAAAAUUCCAAGGCUCCAAGAAUCUGUUGAAUGUUCCAGCUCUUCUGGAACCAAUGAUUCCACCCUGAAACCAGUAAAAUCUAGCAAUACCAAGCAAACUAAAAAGACCUUUGCUGCUCCGAAAAUGAGCCAAAUAAACAAAUCUGAAAAUUUUGUUCGUUUGAAUAUGAAGGUGAAACGAUUUAGUAAAAAGGGCCAAGGAACAAAAGGAGCCAAGUUCAAAAGGUUAGAAUGGAAAAGGAAAAUGAGGGCAAAACAAAAGUCAUAUGGAGAGAGAUGUUUCCGAUGUGGAGAAAAUGGACACUGGGCUAAAAACUGCAAGAAUGUUCCAAACUCUCAAAGAAAUAAAAAUAUCCAGCAUGAACAAACAAAUGCAGAAUAUUCUUCAUCAAGUGUUCUUGAAGAAGAUUACCUGACACUCAGCCAAGCUGUGUCUAUCUCAAAAGGAGAGUCUCUUUCCAGCUGCGUGGAACAAGAUGAAUUAGAAAUUGAGAGAUCAGUUGUAAGGGAUCCAUAUGAAAUGUUUAACAAGUUCAUUGCUUAUCGAAAAAGCACAGAGCCUUAUUUGGUCCCAAAUGAUGAUGGAACAUUACCAGACAUACCUGGUGAAGUCUAUACUGCUCUACAGAAGUUUGGUUUUAGUGAGUUUAAAGAUGGACAGUCACAGGCAAUUAUGAGAACUUUGUGUGGAUUGUCAACCCUUGUCAUUCUCUCUACAGGAGGCGGUAAAUCGCUUUGCUACCAGUUACCUGCUUACUUGUAUGGGCAACGACCGAAACAUGUGGCUAUUAUAAUUUCUCCUUUGGUGUCUUUGAUGGAAGAUCAGGUGGAGGGCCUGCCCAUAGGAAUAAAUGGAGCCUGCUUGCAUACUAAUAUGACACACAGCCAACGAGAACUCGUUAUUACUUCUGUAAAUUCUGGUAAAGUUCACUUCCUUCUUCUGUCCCCAGAAGCAGUCAUUGGAGGUCAAAAGUCAGUUCUAACAGAGCUCAGCAAAGAUGUAAUGAUAUCAUUUGCUUGUAUUGACGAAGCCCAUUGUCUUUCAGAAUGGUCCCAUAAUUUCCGUCCUUCAUAUUUACAAGUAUGCAAAAUUCUCAAGGAGAAACAUGGUGUACAGUGUUUCAUCGGGCUUACUGCAACUGCAACAUUAGCACAAAGUAAACACAUAGCACAGCAACUUGGGAUAAAUGAUGUACAAGAUGCUGUGAUUAGAGGAGCUCCCAUACCGAAGAAUCUUGUGCUUACUGUGUCAAGGGACAUCUAUCGAGAUGAAUCUCUCAUUGAGCUCCUAGAAGGGGAAAGAUUUUCCAAAUGUGAAUCAAUCAUUAUUUAUUGUACACGAAGAGACCAAACUGAGAAGAUUGCAACAUUAAUAAGAACAGCUUUAAAAGAUAAAUCAGAACAAUUUUUCAGCUCAAGAAAGGAAUCAGCAAAUGGUUCCAAAUCAAAGAAGACACCAAAAAAUGCUGCUCAGUCUAUUGCAGAAAGUUAUCAUGCUGGACUGACAGCAUAUCAAAGAAAACGUAUUCAAAAGGCUUUUAUGUCUGGGAGAUUGUGGAUUGUUGUAGCCACUGUAGCGUUUGGCAUGGGGAUUGAUAAAUCUAAUGUGCGUGGAGUGAUUCAUUACAAUAUGCCAAAAAGCUUUGAAAGUUAUGUGCAAGAAAUCGGUCGUGCUGGUCGAGAUAGUAAACUUUCCCAUUGCCAUUUGUUUAUUGAUAAAGAAGGACAAGAUUUAGGUGAGUUAAAGAAACACAUCUAUGCAAAUUCAAUUAGUCGAUUCAUUGUCAAAAAAUUCAUUCAAAGCAUCUUGAAACCUUGCCGAUGUCUUCAGAUCCAUGCCAGAUGUUCCGAAAACCUAUGCGAACCAAAUGAAAGCAACGAAGACACCAAGAAAGAUUCAAACAAUCUUGAUUCUUUCCUUUGUUUUAACCACGAGAAAAGAAUAUGUAAAGGUCAUGAGGUAGCAGUCAGUAUUGAACCCUUGGUUCAGAGAUUAGAUAUAAAGGAAGAGAAUAUUUCCACUCUCUUCUGUUAUUUAGAACUGUCAUUCCCUGGACUUCUAAGACUGUUACCUUUAACAUAUGCAAAAUGUAAGAUAAACUGUUAUGGAGGAGCUGUUCAGUUGCAGGGUAUUGCAAAGAAAUGUUCUCCGGUGGCUGUUGCUGUUGCCAAACAGAAACUUGAAGGGAAAAAAUUCUGCACAGCUUCUUCAGUUGAAUUUCCUGUGAUUGAGCUGAGUGACAGCAUGGGAUGGAAUUCAGGCAUUGUGAAAAGAGAGUUGAAAUCGUUGCAGUGGAGUUUUGACAAUGAUUCAGGUGCUAAGAAGAGUGGCGUACUUGUUGAACUAUCAAACCUGGCCUUCCAUUUUGUAUCCUUUGGUGAUUUAAGUGACAACGAACUGGAUCACAUAAUCGACUACUUAUAUAACCGUGUGAAAACACAGGAGAAGAUAGAGUUAGGCCAGAUUCAGCGUCUACACCAAGCAGUGAUGUCUGUCUCGUAUAACAGUAUAUGCGGUUGCUUAGAUAAUGUCGAUGAGAAACGGAAUAAAAACUUGCACCAACUUAUUUUUGAAUAUUUUGAGGAAGAUUCUAUUACUGAACCUUCUGUUGAUGAACUGUCUACGUCUGAAUUGUCAGCCGUCAAAUAUGAUGUUGGUCAAAUAAGAAAUGACAUGAGAAGGUUCCUAUCAAUAUAUUCAUCUGAUCACAAUUUUACUGGUCACUCAAUUGCUAGAAUACUCCAUGGUAUUGGAAGUCCUUGCUAUCCAGCUAACAUAUGGGGCAGAGUUCGUCGGUUCUGGCGAUCUUAUCUCGGUUCUGACUUCCAAACCAUUGUUAAUAUUGCUACUGAAGAAAUUAUAAAUUAUAAGCACUAAAAGGAUGAGGAAUGGCAGAAUCAGUGGAGUAUCUGACAAAAUACCUUGUGCUCUUUAGUCACAGCACUUUCAAAUCCAAUGAUAAAAUAUAAACAGAUGUCUAGUAGUGUGGUGAGUUCAUUGCCAGUUUCUUCAGUGUGUUUUAUAUUGUUUCUACCAAGUUGGUCUUAGUCAACAAGAACAAAACACCACUCAGGGAUUUGAACACAUCAUCUUACAAUCUUGAGUUGAACAUCUUAACCACUAGGCACUUAAUACAUUCACAUAUAUAUAUAA
This is a messenger RNA of Octopus bimaculoides (California two-spot octopus), 4440 nucleotides long. Its product is annotated as ATP-dependent DNA helicase Q4. Gene Ontology annotation, cellular component: cytoplasm; chromosome; nucleus. Gene Ontology annotation, molecular function: 3'-5' DNA helicase activity; four-way junction helicase activity; nucleic acid binding. The record is from RefSeq and is a predicted model, not a curated record. NCBI's taxonomy places the organism in Eukaryota, Metazoa, Mollusca, Cephalopoda, Octopoda, Octopodidae. Gene Ontology annotation, biological process: double-strand break repair via homologous recombination; DNA replication.